Messenger RNA from Anopheles marshallii, 1572 nucleotides. Its product is annotated as CLIP domain-containing serine protease B9. The record is from RefSeq and is a predicted model, not a curated record. The transcript is spliced from 7 exons. The coding region runs from base 1 to 1572 and encodes 523 amino acids. Gene Ontology annotation, biological process: proteolysis. Lineage: Eukaryota; Metazoa; Arthropoda; Insecta; Diptera; Culicidae. Gene Ontology annotation, molecular function: serine-type endopeptidase activity.
AUGCGACCGAUUUGUGUGAUCAUAGUAGCGUUGUGUUUGUCGGUAGCUGUGGCAAAUGUGGAUAAAGAUGGACCACAUUCAAGUGAUGAUACAGUUGUAAUUGAAGCCGACCAAGCGCCACCUCGACAGCCGCGGCAAGUGUGGCUAAACGCUCACGUGCCUCAUGCCGACUGGAAGCAGGCACUCGGCGACGGCAGCCCGUGUCUUACCGCCAAGGGGCAUCUUGGCUUCUGCACCUCGUUCCGUAAGUGCUAUCCAUACUUUAAGGUGCCCGAUCUGAGCGUCUGGGAGUCAUGGGUGCUCGGUAACUACGACACCUGCAGCUACUUCAACGAGCAGGGCCGCCAAGCGUUCGGUGUGUGCUGCACCAACCCCAUCACACCGCUUCCGAUCGAUUCCAAUCCCGCCAUAGAGGCCGUCCCGGCCGUUGUGCUGCCACCGUUCAGUACCGCCAGUGGUACCGGGCUGGGCGAACCGCUCAAACCGCCGAACAAGAACAACAACUACCCGAGUUGGCCACCACCAAUCCCGACCCAUCCGCCGGAUCAUACGCCCGCCACCCAUCCACCGUCGUUCGGUGGACCCGCUCCGCCGACCACCGUUGCCUCCGUUGGUCCUGCCUCGGAACCAACGCAACGGCCGUCGACCACAUGGCCUACACGACCGCAGGUGCCGCAGGUUCCCAAUCAACCGACACCGGCUCCGGUACAACCGAUCGGUGUAUGGCCGCCACCCGUACCCACCCAUCCACCGCUGGAGAUCUCCACACUGCCACCCUCCUCGUCCGGUGUCGUGAGCGAACCGUCGAACGUUGGCUGUGGUGUGAAAAAUGGCAAUCCGGACACGGAGCGAAUUGUUGGUGGCCACAAUGCGGAUCCGAAUGAGUGGCCCUGGAUAGCGGCCCUCUUUAACAAUGGACGACAGUUUUGUGGUGGAUCACUGAUCGAUAGCAUUCACAUUCUGACGGCGGCCCAUUGCGUUGCCCAUAUGAGCUCCUACGACGUAGCACGUCUGUCAGUGAAGCUCGGCGAUCACAACAUCCGAUCGAACACGGAGGUACAGCACGUGGAGCGGCGCGUGAAGCGACUCGUCCGCCAUCGAGGGUUCGAUUCGCGCACGUUGUACAACGAUGUGGCCGUCCUGACGAUGGACCAACCGGUACCGUUUACGAAGCAGGUACGAGCGAUCUGUCUGCCGGCCGCAGAUAACACGCGCGCUUACAAUGGCCAUACGGCUACGGUGAUCGGUUGGGGAAGUUUGAGAGAAAAUGGACCACAACCAGCAAUCCUGCAGGAGGUGAAUCUACCGAUCUGGACGAACAACGAGUGUCGCAUCAAGUACGGGCCUGCGGCACCGGGUGGCAUUAUCGACACGAUGCUUUGUGCCGGGCAGGCUGCCAAGGAUUCCUGCAGUGGUGACUCGGGUGGUCCGUUGAUGGUGAACGAUGGCAAGUGGACGCAGGUCGGUGUCGUGUCCUGGGGUAUCGGGUGCGGAAAGGGCCAGUAUCCGGGUGUUUAUACGCGCGUUACCGCUUUCCUGCCGUGGAUUAAGAAAAACAUCAACGACGCCUGA